Scomber scombrus (Atlantic mackerel) is the source of this 1372-nucleotide messenger RNA. RefSeq lists its product as uncharacterized. The coding region runs from base 7 to 783 and encodes 258 amino acids. The record is from RefSeq and is a predicted model, not a curated record. The transcript is spliced from 4 exons. Gene Ontology annotation, biological process: regulation of apoptotic process. Lineage: Eukaryota; Metazoa; Chordata; Actinopteri; Scombriformes; Scombridae.
GUUGUUAUGAGGUUACUGAACAUCGCAAUUAGGGGCCAGGUUCUGCUGUUCCUCCGACCUCCGGAUGAUGAUGAUCAAAUACUUGAUGUAUUUCUGCUGCAGGACAACAUUCCUCUGAGUGAGGUUGCCGCCCAACAAGGAGCAGCUGAGAACAUUAAGAUCUCUUCUGACUGUGAUCUCAGCAUUGGUCAAAACUACAGUGUUCACUGUGAACCUGAAGCCUCCAUAAUCCAGCCUGAGCGUGCACAAUUUCGCACAAAGUGUGGACCAAACUUCUUCCCAACGUUUGAGGUUUUCCUCACUACAAACCAAGAGAGAAUGACUUUCAUGGUCCACGACCAAGAGGGGACACGAAUGUGGAAUCGGGUGGUGCAACUGACAGGUUCAAAAAGUGAAAAUCUAGAGAGGAAUCUCCAAGCAAGGGACAUCGCCACAGUGGGUGAAAGCAGCACAGCAGAGGACUCUCCCAGCAGGAGAAUCUCUCAGCAGGGGAAUCACCCAGCUGAGGACAUCAUUCCAGCAGAGGAAAGGCUGCGCUCGAUACGGACAGAGUUUGUUACCAGAGUGUCUGAACCUAAUCUAGACAAGCUUCUGGAUAAACUUCUUGAGUUUGGGGUUUUAAAUGAUGAUGAAAUGCAGUUAGCCAGCACAAAAACAGGAGCAAACAAAGCUCGAGAUGUGAUCGACAUGGUGCGAAGAAAGGGAACUGAAGCCAGCUCACGUUUUAUUGCUGCCCUCCAUGUGGUGGAUCCAAACCUUUCCAGACAGCUCAACUUAAGCUGAGUGUGAAGAUGAUGUAUAUCAGCUGACUGUUUUAUGGUCUCAAAUUACUUAGUUUCAUCUUUAGCUGUCAGCUGAAACUAAUAUGAAGCUUCAGCGUCCAAAUUAGUCAAAUCUUCAUCUUCUAUGUUCGAAAGUUACAGUGUUUUUAGUAGCAAAGUCUUUGUGUUACUAUGGUUACAGCACAGUUCAACAGAAACAUUAAGAGGGAAUCUGAUGCUAAAAACACUGUAAAUGUGUCAGAUAUCAUUGAUAUAAUAACUCACACUGAUGAAGCUCAAUAGAAGCUGAUCAGAUUUUAAAUGACUGUGUGGACAAACUCACUUUACAUUGAAAGCACAUAUGAAGGAGAUCUUUUAAUAGUCAGUAUGAACAGGAGGAAUGAUUACAGAGAGGAAAACCUCUUUACUGCUCAUAUGGACACCUGACUGCUGGUUUAAGAUAGACUUGAAACAUUUUGAAACUAUUCUUUAAUAUGUGUGUGAUUAUGAAGAUGAUACAAAGAAAUUAUUUAGUCCUAGUUUCAUAUUUUUUUAUCAAAAUGCAAAUAUAUUUUUUAUGUGGUGUAACUGUGUUGAAUGGAUAGGAUCUC